Molecule: messenger RNA, 3255 nt
Organism: Salarias fasciatus (jewelled blenny)
Lineage: Eukaryota; Metazoa; Chordata; Actinopteri; Blenniiformes; Blenniidae
Gene: pigv
Product: phosphatidylinositol glycan anchor biosynthesis, class V
Exons: 4
Coding region: 324-1847 (507 amino acids)
Biological process (GO): GPI anchor biosynthetic process
Cellular component (GO): mannosyltransferase complex; endoplasmic reticulum membrane
Molecular function (GO): alpha-1,6-mannosyltransferase activity; GPI mannosyltransferase activity
Source: RefSeq, a predicted model, not a curated record
CUCUUCCCAUAUGAGUGGAGGCAGUCUGCAGCAGGAUGAGGAUCUGAGGACAAAGAUAUCUCCACUGAGCAACUAACAAACGCUUCUUCCAGACAGGGGGGCCAGUGCAACAGAAAACCAUGUUUGGUAUUAGACGUGUAAACCUUCCAAAACGCUGUUUGUUUGUCGAGUAUUUUUUGGGGGGUUAGUUUUUUUUUUCUUUUCUUUUUUUUUUUUUUGGAGCUCGCUAUGAUUUAUAGGAAAUAUGAGGAAUCCGUCAGUGAGCGGCUCUCGGUGCUCACGCCUGCCAUAACCGGCUCCGUCACACUCUGUCCGUCUCAUCAAUGACCAUGGAUGUCAGGGCAGUUCUGGAGUUUGCCACAGUCACCAGAGGUGUCUCUCUGGUUUUACAGGCUGUGUUGAACGCUGCCAUCCCUGACCAUGAUGCUGAUGCGUUCAAGCCCCCUCGGAUCGAGGAGCCUCUGUACUUAGACUCUGUGGUGGAGUGGCUGCUCGGUGGUCUUUCUCAUUGGGAUGCUGAGCACUUCCUCUUCAUUGCUGAAAGAGGAUACCUGUACGAACACAACUUUGCGUUCUUCCCCCUCUUCCCCGUGGUGCUCAGGGGCCUGGCGGAGACGCUGCUGUGGCCCCUGAGCAGCUGGCUGAGCGUGCGGGGGCGGCUGCUGCUGGCCGUGGCCCUGGGGAACAGCGCUCUGUUCCUGCUGAGUGUGGUCGCCCUGCACGCCCUCAGCAGAUUUGUCCUGCAGGACAGACGUCUUGCUCUACUUUCCAGCCUGCUCUACUGCAUCACACCUGCUAAUGUCUUUAUGACUGCCGGCUACUCGGAGAGCCUGUUCGCCGCCCUCACUUUUGGUGGGCUGUUCCUCUUGGAGAAAGGAUUCACCUUCCGAGCCUGCCUGGCCCUCAGCAUAGCCACGGCGGCGCGAUCAAACGGACUGGUCAACAUAGGAUUUUUGCUAUACCUUCCAUCACUGCACGCCAUUUCACAGAUCCGUGUGUAUCGUGCGACGACGACGGGCCACAGUAAAGUCUUCCACUACAUUUGGGUCGUCGUCUGCCUCCUGCUCACCUCCCUCUUGGGAACUGCCAUCAUUGCCCUUCCCUUCUGUGCUUUCCAGUACUACGGGUACAGGACGUUUUGCACACCCUCCACAUCCUUGGAGCAGAUCCCCCCUGCUCUUCUAGCUCUGGCUGAGCGGAAGGGUUACCGAGUUCCUGAUGAAAAUGGUCCACCGCCCCUUUGGUGUAUGAGACCCCUCCCUUUACUGUACUCCCACAUCCAGGAUGUGUACUGGGAUGUGGGCUUCCUUCGUUACUUUGAGCUGAGGCAAAUACCAAACUUUAUUCUGGCCCUCCCGAUGGCUACCCUCGGCAUAAUGGCUGCUUAUGCAUACUUUCAAGCAAAUCCAGACCUGUGCAUGAGACUCGGUCUGUGGGAGACUCGCGCGAACAAAGGACUCGACAAACCCAUACCGGGAUUUUUCAAUCCAAGAGUGUUUGUGUACGUCGUGCAUUCUGCAGUGCUGUUGGUGUUCGGAACCUUGUGCAUGCACGUGCAGGUCCUGACCAGAUUCAUGGCCUCCUCGUCUCCCGUGCCCUUCUGGAUAAGUGCUCACCUGCUGCUCCUCAAUGAGCCACUUCUUCAUCGAAGGAAAACGUCAAACCCCAACGUUCAGCUGCAGACACAUUCCAGAAAUGGUUGUAAGCACACUCCUCAGAACCCCAUCAUUGCCCUGCUGCCAUACUUCAAAGCCUGCUCUCCGACCACACAGAGCAUCCUUGGAUACUUCCUCUCUUACUGGGUACUGGGCCUUGCACUGCAUUGUAAUUUCUUACCUUGGACUUGACCUAAACUGUCAGUCUGAGGUGUGAAUGCAAUAUUUCUCUGUGGGACUGGGCAUCUCUACAAAAGUGUUUUCUAUUGGUCAUCAUUAAUAAUCAUUUUAUUGUUGUGGUAAUACAACCCGAAGACCAUAGAUUUGUAAAAUGUAAAUAAAAUCAGGAUGCAAUGAUUCGCAGUUUUCACAAACAUAUAUUCUCAACACAAUCAUUAUUUUGUGAUAACCAUUUUUGAUUAACUGGCCACAACAAAUCUCAGUCAGUUGGAAUAGGGCCAUAUUUGCCAUGGUUUGUAAAAGUCAUAAAAUUCUGGGAAUUGAGAGCAGUUGCUGUACUUUUUUUUUUUUUUUAAUUUGCGACAUGUCUUGAUGACAGCAGAUGUUUUAACCUUUCUGAAUACCUUUCAGAUAUGUAACUAGCCCACCCCAUCGAGACUGAGCACAUCCCAGAUAGUGCAUGUCAACUGUGUGCUGACAAAAAUCCAAAAGAUGCAUCUCCAAAAAUAAGUUCACAUUUUGAUUACUCAUAUUUUUUACUUAAAUGCUAUUUAUCUCCAUAAUUUAAUAAUGGCUCAGGGAAAAAAAAAAAGCUGUAUUUUUCAAUUUGUGUGUUUUUUUUUUAAUUUGAGGACACAGCUUGAAGUAUAUUCAUUGACUGCACAGCAAACUUUAAUAGAAAAUUAUUUCUUUUCUGAUAUUUGUUGAUUGUUCUCGAGGCCAUGCACUGGUUCUCAGUAGAGAAGAAUCACGUCACUUCCUAAUUCAGUGCUGAACAAAAAGGUGAGCCUCUGCCCUGCGGAUUUCUUUUAGAAAAUGGGAGCAAAUAUCUUUCUUCCAACAGUUACUAUUUUGUCUGUAUUGUAGUGUGAAUAAAUUACAAGUUUCUGCAAAUUGUUGCAUUAUGGUUUUAUAGACAUUUAAGUCGUUUAACCACAUAUUUUCGAGAUAAGAUUGUAAAUACGUGAGAAUUGCAAUAACAUUACAAAGGAUUUGCCAUAGGAAUAAUUACCCAUGAUGCCACAUACAGAAAACCAACUCACUGAUACUUGCACUGUCACAAUAAAAGUGCAAAAAAAAAAAAAGAAAGAAAGAAAGGUUUCCAUCUCACUCCAUUGCCCAAACCUGCAUUUAACUGACGUGAUAAGAUUACUUUUUGAUGCUGAUUUAUGAUAGUCAGCUUUUUUUGAAUUGCACACCUAAGUCAAAUGUGUUUGUAGUUGUUAGAGAAUUAAUGUACAAUUUGCCUGAAACUUUGAUAAAUCACUGAGUUGUAAAUCUGAGAACAUUAUGGUUGUACUUUGAAAAAAAAAAGUAUUUUAUUGCUUUUUGGGUUUACUGGGGCUUGUACUGCAUGUUUUGGAAAAUAUUCUGAGGUGGGGUCUUCUAAUGAGAAUGAAAAUAAAUCGGUUAAAAUCUG